AUGUCGAAGUCAGAGGAGUUGCUGGAAGAUGGAGGCCGACCUGAGCUCACGCUGCAGCAGUACGUGAAAGCUCUGAGAGAGGAACUGAGGCAGCAGCUGCAGGAGACGGAGAGGAGACAAGAAGAAGAGCUGCAGAGGAGAAUUCAUCAGAACGCCCUCCUGUCAACAGAGAGGCCUCCUCCAGCCCUGGCUUCCUCGACCAGCCGCGAGCGCUGCCCUGUCAGGACUCAGCCUCGCGAGCGCUGCGCUUCAUGCAAAACAACCCAGGAGAUCCGAGAGGAGGAGGCCACGGCGGAGUGUCAGAAGAAGUUCUGCGCCCUCCCCGUCCCCGGCCACGUCGGCCGGCCCGUCUACCGGGAGAUGAUGGAGCUGAGAGAGAGGGAGAGGAAGCAGCGCAACCAGGAGAGGAGGCUCUUCUUGCUCUCCACGCUAAAGCCUUUCGGCUUCCAGGAGAGAGAGAAGGAGAAGAGAGAGAAGCUGCUGGCAGCGUCAGAACAAGUCGCAGAGGAGCAGAAAAACAGUGUCACACCUGCGAGGAAGCCUCCUUCCAGAGACAUGAAACAUUCCCCAGACGCCGAACCAGAAGAGCGUCAGGCAGUGAUCAGGAAAGUCCACACUCAGACCGCCGCAGUGCGACAGGAGACCCCCACUCGAAGCGGCAGCCCUAAACUCCGCACCGCCGAGCGCACCAGGAGGGAACGGCUGGGCUUCCUGGACCAGACGCUCAGCUUCCAGCCGAAGAUCAUCCGGGAGGUGCCCGACUUCAGCAGGCUGCACAAGGCCCUGCAGAAAGAGGCGCCGCAGAAAACAGCAAGUAAGGACGGGAUAAAGUGUCAACCCUUCAACCUGAGGACGGCAGAGCUCCCUGCAAGGAAGAGCAGGCUGAGUCUGGAAACCUCCCAGGUACCAAAAAUAAGUAAUCUGAGUAGGAGCAAGUCUCUCGGCGCCCUAACGUCCAUCUCCGCAGCCACUCUCCCCACGUACAUUACAGACGCAGUGAGGAAGCGCAGCGAAGUGAUCAGGCGAUCAGUGGAGAUGAGAGAGAGCAGGAACCAGGAGAGCGAGCGCUGGCUGAAGAGCUACCAGCUGAGAUCCGAAGCCAUGAGGAAGACGGUCGCCCGCCACGCCAAGCUGCUGGAUCCUCACAGCAGCUUGAAAGAAGUGUAUAAUGAGAAGCUGCAGCGCCAUCGGGCGGCCGAUCAACAAAGGAUGAGAGAGUACGCCAGAGAGCUAGGGCUCAUGAGGGCCCGGGUGAGAGAACGCCCUUAUUUGUUUGAACAGGUGAAACAAAAAACUGCGAGGGCUCAAGCAGAGCAGAUCUUCAGGAACACGCUCCAGAAAGCCAGCCUGAAGGAGGAAUUCGUCGAAGAAACGGCUGAAGCACACAGCUGUGAAGACGAUACGGACACCUCAGACAGCGGCGCUCCUCACAGGGAAGAAAAUGUAGACGACGGGGAGAAAAUUGAAGAUGUGGAAGAGAAGAGCGUGAAGUCCAAAGGGGAAGAAAUGCCAUGAUCAAAAAGGCCGAGGCGGCGCGGAGUUUCUCUUGCGGCCUCCCCACUAGAAAACAAACGCCGUCCUCGAAAAUGAUUCAUGUCACGGCGAAACAGUCCGCUCCAGACGUUUGAUAUGUUUUAAAUGUACAGUUAUGGAUUAUGACAUUUCUAAACAUCUGGAGUUUACGGUCUCAAAACGAGGCCACGGCUGGAAAGAAUGAGACGUUUCUAGAACUGCACAUGUUUAUGGAUAAUUAAUAUUUUAUAUGUAACACACACACACUUGUUUGUAUAUUCUAUAUCUAUAUAUAUAUUCUGUGUAAAGAAUAUAAAGAGCUUUUUGCUUUUACGACAGCUUUCUUGCCAAGGAAAAUGAGGACUGUAAUUUGGCGGAUGAUGAACACGUGGUUACCAGAAUAAACAGUUCAAAAACUCAAUGAGAACGCCAGCUCGGAGCGCCGCGUCCGUCGCAUUAAUUCUACAGCGUGUAAAUCAACAAGCGUCUGACGGCCCAUGUCAAGAGGGCAUCACUUAUUUUGUGAUAUAUACUAAGAAGCAGUGUGUAAAGUUUAAAUACCUGUCCUCAGCUGUGUUAUGUGCUUUUAAUUGAAAAGGUCCUUUGAGAACACCGAGUGUCUGACAUGGGCCUUUUCUUAGAAGGUUGGCUCAAGGUUCCCAGUUAUUUCUACAGCCGCACUGCCACCUAAAUAAACAGCCUUGCCGGUGGAUCUGUAGUCGCACGGGCCAGUUAAGCGGUCUGCUCCAGGCCUACACAUCCACAUCAAAUGCGCUCCACUCUGGCCUCCCAUGCACUCUGCUGCCUCCACAUCUGACUUCCAGGAAUUUAAGAGGUCGUUUUUACAUACAAACCGUAUAGGAGCGUCUUAAAACGUGAACAAACACAAUAAAG
Molecule: messenger RNA, 2406 nt
Organism: Salarias fasciatus (jewelled blenny)
Lineage: Eukaryota; Metazoa; Chordata; Actinopteri; Blenniiformes; Blenniidae
Gene: fam161b
Product: FAM161 centrosomal protein B
Exons: 7
Coding region: 1-1515 (504 amino acids)
Biological process (GO): cilium organization
Cellular component (GO): cilium
Source: RefSeq, a predicted model, not a curated record